Messenger RNA from Neospora caninum, 3561 nucleotides. RefSeq lists its product as hypothetical. The transcript is spliced from 10 exons. Bases 1 to 3561 code for a protein of 1186 amino acids. NCBI's taxonomy places the organism in Eukaryota, Apicomplexa, Conoidasida, Eucoccidiorida, Sarcocystidae. The record is from RefSeq and is a predicted model, not a curated record.
AUGGAUUCCCUCUCGUCUCAUCUUUUGCCGCGUUCGCGAGAUGUGGAAGUGCAUCAACUUCGACUUGUUUCUCCAGAUGCAGGGAUCAACAAUGUCCCGAUUUCGUCUACAGCGAAUACGGGGAGGGGUGAAAGUUUGCCUCCUGAUUUCUCUUCGCGCCCCCUCUUUUCCGGCUCGGGUCUUGCGCUGCCGCGCAGCUCUAUGCAAAUUUCAAUCCCAUCUUCGUCACCGCCCCCUUCGACGGCAACAAGGCCUUCGACGAGGCCGCGUGGCGGCCCGCAGAGUGAAGAAAGCGAGGCCGAAGCAGGCCGUGUUCCUCUGUCACCUCUAGAUCAGGAGGCUCUGGACGCGACUCUUGGAGGUGUAUCCAAGUUUUCGGGCUUGAGAAGCUUGGUUAUCUUGGUUUUCGGUCUCCUUCCCCUGCUGAUGGAGAUUCAACUCCUUCUUCCCAGUUUGACAGGACACCUAGACACCCGAACUUGGGUGUAUGUGCACCAAACCUUAAACGCCGAAGAGUUGACAGAGAGCAUCGUUGUCCCCCUCUCGACUGCCCAGGUCACUUUUGCUGCGCAGCAGGCAAGACGCCGAGCCCAGCUGGAGCAGUCAAAGGCUGGGCACGAGCCUCGACCUGCUAAAAGUGGAGGGGAGACACGUACGCCGUCCGGAGGAGAGAGAGGGGGGCAAGGGGACAAAACGGAGGCGGAAAGUCGCGCGGACUCACUGGCAUUCCAGCAACUUGGCGAGCCGUUCCCCAUCCUGCUCGUUCCUCAAUACAACAGUGAAACAUCCCUCUUCAAGCAGUUGAGGUUGUGGCACUUUUUUCGGAAGAGAAGCGCAGAAGGGGAGAACGGAGAGGGAAGCACCGAGGACGACCAGAAGCCGAGAAAGCGCCUGACCGCGUCGCCGCUGCUUCCGCCGGCUCCGUCUCCUGCCUCUUCGCAAGGCACUGCGGCUUCCAACAGCUACCCCUUCCCUUCAAUCAACGGGCGGUCGGUCCGUGACUCUCCAAUUUUCCCGCUUGCCGUAGAAGCCUCGAGUUGCACAUCGUGCCUUCAGUUCUUCCAGCCAGGCGUCCUCCCCCUCUCUGUCGCCUCUUUUCCGCCCGCGUCUUCUUCGCCCUUCGCUCCCGCCGAGUCGCCCUCACCCGUGGGACGGAGCGGGGUUUCGGAGGCCAGUCAGGAAGGAGCUACGCGCACUGACCUCUCGCCUGGAGCAUCCAAGUCACACGCCUCUUCCAGCCUGCCAUCGGAAACGCCGGAACCAGUUUCCGCAACAGACGGGGGCGUGCUGGGAGAGGCGGCUGUUGCUUUCGAGGCAGAGCGAGAGCGGGAAGGAGAGCGGGAAGGAGAGCGAGGAAGCAGCGAUGACAAGCGGCGUUUGCGACUUGGUGUAAUGAUACGCAAACAUUCCGUUUCUCCGCAGGAGAGCUCUCUCGCUUCGUUCGCACUCCCUCCUGGAGACGCGGAGCAGCCGUCGCCGGUCUCGCCUUCUGCCCUGUCUCCUUCAAGCCACGGCCCAACCUUGUUUUCCUGGGUAGAUCCAGAACACUACGACGUCACGCCCCCCCUUCUGCUCGUCUACGCUUCGUUAGUCGUGAUGAUGAUUCGCUGGUUUUCUCUCGCCGUCCGGGCGCUCGGCGAGGCCCUACUUCUUCAAGACGACCUGGACCCCACCGGAGCUGUCCUUUCUUCCGCGGCUGUCUCCAAGCCUUUGCGAGUUGUCGGCGGCUUCUCCGUUUGGGCGCUGGGAUUUUGUAUCUUCCCUUACAGUCUCUCCGCGACGCAAGGGUGCAUGGCAGGCGAUAUGGAUGGCACCAACAUUCCCGUCCCUGUCUUUUACGCGUAUUUCCAGUACUCGAUAUGGGUGGCGCUGCUUCUGGCUCUCGUUGCGCGCCGCCUCUCCAAGUUCUUCAAACGGAGAGCCAGCGCACUCGAAGCUGAGGCCAGGCGGCGUCGACAGGACGCGUACCGCGCGCCUUCCUCGCAGGCAGCUUUCGUUUCCACUCCUGGCCCUGUGGGCCCGAACUCCGGCGAGGCUUCCUCGGUCUCCGGCGGUGAGAGAGGAGCUGAGAGCAGCGCCUACGCUGCGCAGGCGCCAUCAGCUUCGUCUUCUGGUCUUCCCGCGGCUGCGGUGGCUUCUUUGGAACUCGAAACCCAAGUCCCGCGCGAACACGAAUCCCCCGGACAAGAUGACCCGGCUUCUUCUCUUUCUUCUCCGUCCUCUUCUCUCGCCUCGUCGGCCGAGCAGAGCUUCAUUCAGGAGGCCCGGACGCCUCUUCGCGUCUCGUUUCUCCCACCUUCUCAGGAUCCAGCUGCGACUUUUACUGCUGGGUCCCUGAGAACCAGCGGUGUAGAGGAACGGCGAAACGGACGGGGAAGAAGCCGAGACUUCACCAACGCGACGCUUCUCCUCAUGGGAUACAGACUGCUGAUUCAGCGGCUGUGCCGGAGGGCGCAAACAAUGUGGAGUGUGCUCAUGUGGCGCCGAGACCAUCUGUUUGGAUCACGCUACCAUGCCUACCGCGAAAUGUGCUCCGUUGCAGCAUUCCUGCUAUCCGCCCACACCAUAUCGGGAGCCCUCGUUGUUCUUCUUGGUCCCAUUCAGCCAUGGAUGCAGGCAGUCUGGCUCCAUAUCUUGUGCAUGUUCGUCGAGGCUGUCGCGCGUAUUCAGAUCGCUAAAGGGGAAGAGAGAGCUCAGAACGCUCGCGUGAUGGCUGUCAACCCUGAACUGUUCGCAGCAGGCGGCCUACGCCGACCGCUCUUCAACGUCGGAGUCGGGGCGCGAGCGAGCGCAGCGGCUGGCGGAACGCCCUGGGGCUACGCCUUCGUUGAGGAGCCUCGGGAUCGGCUGCUCCUAAAGCAACUGAGUUCGACGUAUUUCAGCAUUGCGGAGCGCAUCGUCGAUCAAAACCCCCGCGCCACAGCCGGCGGAGAAGCCCGAGGCAGAGAGAAGACGAUGAAGGGCGUCAAGAGAGGGAAAGAGAAGAACGGGGAAAGAGGAACAGCGGAGCGGGGCGUAUACGGGAAGCGGAGCGAGAGAAAGACCUGGAGAAUUCGGCGACAUUGGCAGAGACACCAGAAGGGGAGGCGGGAGGGAGGGGCGCGCCGCGUUGGGGGCAGCAGAGAGGAGGAAGGGAGCCGAGUAAAGGCGCGAGAGACGAUGAGGGGCCAGAGGAAACACUGGGAAGCACCGCACGGAGAAACCGGAUGGAUCUUCACGAAGAGAGGGAGACUGAACGGGUCUUCCGAGUCGCUCACGAGAGGAAAAAAGGAGGCGAGACCCGCUCUCAACCGGACAAAAGCGGAGGGACUGGAGAGGGAGAUCAAGGCCCUAGGAGAGAGAACGAAGAACGCAGACCGUGUGGAGACGAGGUGGAUCAAGUGGAGGCCGCGCGUCUUUCUUUCCGACAGCCAGGCGCUUCCACUGCUCCCGCUGCAGGACGAACAGAGGAGAGAGUCGGGGCGAGCGCGGGAAGGCGAGAUGAAGACCAGGAGCGAGAAACCGGACUUUUUCGGCUUCCGCGGUGUCCUUUCUGCAGGCAAGCGGUUGAGCGCGUUGUGA